Molecule: messenger RNA, 2798 nt
Organism: Chaetomium strumarium
Lineage: Eukaryota; Fungi; Ascomycota; Sordariomycetes; Sordariales; Chaetomiaceae
Exons: 1
Coding region: 162-2534 (790 amino acids)
Source: RefSeq, a predicted model, not a curated record
GGGAGAAACACACAUCCACUUUGGCUUGUUGCUCACACCACCGAAUCGCUAGCCUCUAAGCUAAACAGACAACCGACCUGUGUUGCCACGAUCGACCUGAAAUUUGCUUAUCAAGACAAAUUGUAAUUGGUGUUGUUCAUUUAUUUAACGAUUUAACAAUCAUGGCCGCGCAGCCAUUGUCGCCGAGCCCGAGCGCGGCGCUCAAUUUCUCGACCCCAACGGCCGACCUGCGCCACGAAACAUACACCGAGAACCCCACUGACGAUGUCGAUGGCGACAGCUCGCCGUUUCUUUCGCACGUUAAGGACGAUGUGACCUCUCCGACCGCUCGGGGCCCGUCACCGCCAAAAGCCCGCCCCGGGUCGCGAAUAUUUUCGAGCAGCGAGCUCUCACCGCUCAAGAUUCUCCAACAGCAGCAACAGAGCCUGAUCCAGGCUCAAACACAACAAAACAAGCCCCAGCAGCAGUCGCCACCCGCCAGCGAAGAGGUGUCGUCGUCGCCUGCCAAGAGCAUGCCGCCGCCGCCAUUACUGCAAAGCCCCCGCAAGUCGGUCCCAAUCAAGCGAUUUCCUGUGAAGGUCAGCCAGCCUGGUACUCCCGCCAGCGAUUCGCAACGCCGGUCGCUUGAGGAGCGUCGAUCGUCUUCCGAGAGGAAGAGUAGUCUGGAAGUUGUACGGGAGAACGAGGGAUUGAAACACGCGAUCGAGAUCUUUGAGGACGAGGUUAAUGCGAUGCACGACGGUGCUGACGACGGCGAUAUCGACGGCGACCCCACACUGCCACCAGCCCAUGACGCGACCGGCGGGCAGAAUCCGAUCGCUGAGGAGGAGCCAUCCGGCGUCGACGACUCCAUGAUGAGCACCUUCAGCGCGUUCAACCUCACAACGCUGGGGCAGAUGCGCAGCGACAGCCCGUCCAAGUUCUCGGCCUUGGGCGGGUCGACUACUCCCCGGGCUCCUAGGGUCAACGGCUCAUACGACGGCGGCAGUACCGCGAAUCUGAUGGACUUCACCCCACAAGUACGCUACGGUGCCUACGGGUUCCAAGCAACUCCGGCCCUGCACGGGGGCGCCAAUGUUGCCGCUACUCCCCAGCGGCCAAACGGCAACCUAUUCAGCCUCCUCGAUCUUGAUGUCCCGCCCGCGCCAACUCCGCGCAGCGUCCCUUCGAUCACGCCGCGCGAGCUCGAGUCGCUGAAGUCGGGAUUCCUCUCGGAAAUCAGCAGCCUGAAGGCGUCGCUCAGCGGCAAGGAAGCCGAGGUCCUCUCGCUGAAGACGGCGGUAGGUGACGCCGAGAAGCGGGUGGGCGAGUGCAUGGAGCAGCUGCGCGAGGUCCAAGGGGUGCAGGAAGCCCUGCAGGCGGAGAAGGACAGCUGGGAGCGGCGCGGGCGCGAGAUGGAGGCGGUGCUGCGGAAGGUCAAAGAGGAGAUCGUCACCAGCCACCGCGAGCGGGAAGAACUCGAGUUCAAGCUUGACGAAUCGGAGAAGCGCCGCGAGGCGGCCGAGAUGAUGGCGCAGGAGGCGGAGAGCAAGAUGGCAGGCAUGCGCGCUGGUAAGGCCAGCGCCGAGGCCGCCGCUGCCGCCGCUGCCGGCGGGGCGAAAGCACCCGUUUCGUCCCACAAGGAGGUGGAGAUGGCCGUCGAGCGUGUGGCGCGCGAUCUGCAUGCCAUGUACAAGGAUAAGCACGAGAACAAGGUGGCUGCCCUCAAAAAGAGCUACGAGCAGCGCUGGGCGAAGAGGGUGCGCCAGCUGCAGACGCAGGUCGAGGACCUCCGCCGCGAGAACGAGCAGCUCCGCCACAGCCUCGACAACAGCACCCUCAACACCGGCAUCGACCCGGCCAGGCUGGCCGAGAUCGAGGAAGAGCGGCGGGCGGAAAAGGCGCGCGACGCGUCGCAGAUCAGGGAACUCGAGGCUACCGUCGAGAAGGUCGAGGCCGUGCUCAAGACGGUGCAGGCGGACAAUGCCGAGCUGCGGGUGCUGCUGGAACGGGAGCGGGUCGAGAAGGGCGAGCUGGUGAUGCUGGCCGAAGAGAUGAUGAACAUGCAGAGUUUCGUUGCCUCGGCGCCGGAGGAGCGCGAGCCGGCACCCGCACCCGCACCAACAGCGGCCCCAGCCCCAGCCCCAGCACCGGCACCGCAGCCAGCACAGAGUGCGGCGAAGACGCCGUCUAGGCGACAGUCGAAUUCCCACGCUCUAGCCACCGCGCGGACUCCAGGCACCACGAAUGGACACGCCGCCGGCAACAACAACAACUUCCGCAUGUCCGUCAACGGAGGACCGCCCAGCAGCUUCCGGGCCUCGGGCCUGCGGGCGCCGGGCGUGACGGGAAUCAAGGCGCCCUCGGGCAUCGGGCGGGUAUCGCACGAGCGCACCAAGAGCGCGGCCGUCACGGGCAACGGUGGCGGGCACGGUGGCGCCAGCAGCGGGAUGCCACGGCCGCAAUCCGGGCAGGGCUUUGCUGCGCGGAGCGGUAUCAUGAGCUCGAUCGAGAAGAUGGGCAGUUAUUCCAGUGGGUAUGGCCAGCGACAUUAAGUCGAUUAGCUAGCCCACGUUGCAGCUUUGCUACGGAGCGAUGCUGUGUUUAACUGCUGGCCGAUUGGAGAAGCAAGUUGAAGAAGGGAUGGGGGGGCAGGUUUAGCAUGGGAAAUGAUUACGUGGUUCAUCGCAUGAGUCGACGAAGGAAUGAAUGACCAUGGUUUUGGUUUGUUGGGGUUUCUUCACACAUUUGAUCUUUUUGUUCUUUUUUCCUCCUUUUUCGCCUUCUUGUUAGAGAGGCAGGCAGGCAGGCAGGCAGGC